Messenger RNA from Hevea brasiliensis (rubber tree), 2204 nucleotides. RefSeq names its product stomatal closure-related actin-binding protein 1. Bases 271 to 1815 code for a protein of 514 amino acids. Gene Ontology annotation, molecular function: actin binding. The transcript is spliced from 12 exons. Gene Ontology annotation, biological process: actin filament organization; regulation of stomatal movement. NCBI's taxonomy places the organism in Eukaryota, Viridiplantae, Streptophyta, Magnoliopsida, Malpighiales, Euphorbiaceae. The record is from RefSeq and is a predicted model, not a curated record.
CAUCUCCUUGCCUAUACUCUCUCUCUCUCUCUCUGCUUCCUUUUUAAAAAGCUAUCCAGCCCACUUUUGCAUAGUCUCCUUUUUCUCUUCUUCCUCUUAAAUUGUUCCGAGAAAAUUAUCAUUCUGUCUCUCUGUGAAUAAUCUAUCAAGAUUUUCCAUUUCUCAGCUACCCUUCGCAUCUGAUCCAAGAUUCUUCAAAUCCCCAUUGCUUAUUUUUCCUUAUUUAUUUCCUUUUAUGUAUUUUCAUGAUCUGGUAGUUAGUUUAGAAUAAUGACAAGGGUAAGCCGUGAUUUUGGAGAUACUAUGCAUAAACAUGCUGUCCCAGCUGUAUCAGCUGACGUUGUGUUUGCUUCAAGUCGUUUUCCUAAUUACAAAAUUGGAGCAAACAAUCAGAUUUUGGAUGCAAAGGAUGACCCAAAAGUGCUGACCAUGAAAGAGGUUGUGGCCCGCGAGACUGCAAUGCUUUUGGAACAGCAGAAACGCCUCUCUGUUCGUGAUCUUGCCAGUAAAUUUGAGAAGGGUUUGGCUGCUGCUGCUAAGUUGUCAGAAGAGGCUCGACUCAGAGAGGCAGCUUCAUUGGAAAAACAUGUUCUUUUGAAGAAGCUUAGAGAUGCACUAGAAUCCUUAAGAGGCCGUGUGGCAGGCAGAAACAAGGAUGACGUAGAGGAAGCUAUUGCGAUGGUAGAAGCUUUAGCGGUUCAGCUGACUGAGAGGGAAGGAGAGUUGAUUCAAGAAAAAGCAGAAGUGAAGAAGCUAGCUAAUUUUCUUAAGCAGGCUUCAGAAGAUGCCAAGAAACUUGUUGAUGAGGACAGAGCUUUUGCUCGUGCAGAAAUUGAGAGUGCUAGAGCAACAGUUCAGAGGGUGGAAGAAGCUCUUCAGGAACAUGAACGGAUGUCUCGAGCUUCAGGGAAGCAGGACCUGGAGGAAUUAAUGAAGGAGGUUCAAGAGGCUAGAAGGAUCAAAAUGCUGCAUCAGCCAAGCAAGGUUAUGGACAUGGAACAUGAACUACGUGCCCUGAGGAUUCAACUUGAAGAGAAGUCCAAACGUUCUCUCCUACUUCAGAAAGAGUUGGCAAGGAGCAAGAGAGCUGAGCAGAACAUAUGCCAAAUAUAUGAAUUAGAUGGCUAUGAAGCUUUGGGUUCCUAUUUACAGAUCCAUCCUUGCUCUGAUGAUGCUCCAGAACUUUCUAAGUGUUCAAUUCAGUGGUAUCGUGUGUCAUCUGUAGGUGGCAAGAAGGAACUUAUAUCAGGGGCAACCAAAUCGGUCUAUGCUCCAGAACCUUUUGAUGUUGGGAGAGUCCUGCAAGCAGAAAUUAUUGCUGAUAGUUGGCGAGUCACAUUGACUACCACUGGUGCAAUUGAUCCUGCUGCUGGUCUGGGGAGCUAUGUGGAGGCACUUGUGCGGAAACAUGAUGUUGAAUUCAAUGUAGUUGUUACCCAGAUGAAUGGUGUAGAUCAUAAAUCAGAAUCUAUUAAUGUGCUACAUGUGGGAAAGAUGAGGAUGAAGCUUUGUAGAGGAAAGACGACAGUUGCUAAAGAGUACUACUCCACUUUAAUGCAGCUAUGUGGAGUUAGAGGAGUUGGGAAUGCUGCCGCACAGGCCUUGUUUUGGCAAGCGAAUAAAGAGCUUUCCUUUGUGUUGGCAUUUGAAUCGGAGAGGGAAAGAAAUGCAGCCAUUAUGCUUGCAAGAAGGUUUGCCUUUGAUUGCAAUGUAAGUAUUUCUCAAUUUUCUGUGUAUACUAGGACUGUCUCCCUUUUAUUUUACUUGAUUCUCUUUGUGCCCUUUCCUUCCACCAGCGAAGUUAACUUACAUUAGCUAAUUCUUGAAAUGCUAGAUCAUUCUUGCUGGACCUGAUGACCGAUCUCCCUUGUGAACUUAAAUGACUCCCAUGGCAUUCCAUUUCACUAAUUGUAACAAUUAUGCUGAGUUUCAUCUUGUAUUAUAGGUUUGUAAUAGUAGAAUUUGGCAUGUUCUAUUGUGCUAUGGGCUUCCACCAUUCUUUUUUCCUUUGAUUUCUUUCAUAUUUUGCUUCUCCUGCCCCAACGCCAAGGCAUCUGUUUUUGUUUGCCUUUUUGUCUGAGUGUAACAUAUUCCCAAUAACAAAUGGAGAUUGAUUGCAGCUGUAUGUGAUAUCUAUUGAAAGUAACAGCAGUUUUUGCAUGAUUUAUGUAUUAUGACUAAUACAAUAUUGAUGAUUGCCGCAA